Molecule: messenger RNA, 2356 nt
Organism: Ostrinia nubilalis (European corn borer)
Lineage: Eukaryota; Metazoa; Arthropoda; Insecta; Lepidoptera; Crambidae
Exons: 4
Coding region: 39-758 (239 amino acids)
Source: RefSeq, a predicted model, not a curated record
GCUAUUUUGGUUGUGCGAAAAUUGUUUAUUUCUCUAAAAUGGAAAACAAAAAACAUGUAUUUACGCCUGUGGAGAAACGGGUGUUUAGAGAUAUCGUCAAAACUUACUUGACAAUUGUAGAAAACAAAGGUACGGAUGCGGCGUCGGCCCGCACCAAAAACGAAGCUUGGAUACGAGUGGCAGCGGAAUUCAACUCUCAUCCUAGUAUUACGUAUAAUAAGGUUACAAGUAAACAGCUGAGAAGGUUGUGGGCAAAUCUCAAGCAACGUCAGAAGGAAUUCACUCGACGUAUUACAAACCCGGACCCACUGUCAGACCAAGGAGAGCAAGACUUGUACGCUCCGAUUAUAAUUAAAAGUACUCCUAGUUUUAACACAGACACAGCGAAAUCAGAAAACAGUUCAGAUUUCUCCCUUCCCAGUCACCACCGUCACACACCAGAAACAAACUGUCAAGGCCAAAGCACCACCCCGAUCCCUAUCAUACCAAAACUCCUCAGUUUUGGGAGCAUACCCAAUGGAAACAGUGACGAUGAAGAUAAGGAUAGGGAAAGGAGGGAUAGAUUGAGGAAGGUGAAUGAGAUACACGAUAUGGAGAUGCAAAUUUUGAGGGAGAGACUGAGAGAAGCGAAAGCGAAGGCCGAUUUAGCUGAAUUGGUGUUGACGAAACACAAAAAUGAUGGUGGUCAGCCCCCAACAAGAACAGAUUACGAAGGCAAAAGACAAGAAUUGAAUGUGGAUUUUUCACCAAACGAAUGAGACAAAACUCCAAUACAAACUGGAAAUAUUGUAAAUAUAGUAUUAUGAAGCUAGUUGUGUGGAUUGUCCAAUGGUUUGUUACUUUUGAAACUGGCCAUCCAGUGACCCAAAACUUGGUCUGGACUGGUUGGGUUAUUAGCGGUGGUCAAGCUGUAGAACCUGGCUAACCAGGAGUGGCAGCGGUGGGUAUAGGGACUAUUCCCCAAUAAACGAAUUAUUUAAAUGUGAGCUCUCAAACUAAAAGUUUACAUGUCACUUAUCUGAAAGAUAGUUGUUUUACCUUUGUUUUUGAAUUAUGUAUAUUUUAUGUUACAUGUCAGAUACUUUUCAAGCGCAUCUAUCACUGAUGUCAGAUUAACGUGUUAAUUAACUAAAACCUAGUAUAGCCGGGAUGUUUCUGCAAUAUUUCACAAACUAGCUGGUAUUUCUUGCUAUUUGUCACUGUCAAAAGUAUAUUGCAGAAAAAUAUGGGUUGUGGCCCUUUGGCUCAAAAAUAUUGCUCUUUGAAAUAACAACGUGUUGAGCCGAACGUUAGUGGCGCGUAAGCCUAGAAAGGCCACCGACUUUUUGUUGUUUACACCUGGUUGCAGAACCGCACACGGAACGGAGUGUCCGUUUUAUCCUUUGGUAUAAAAAUUACAAUUACCAACAGUUGUCUGGUACCCAAAGUACAAGUUUUGUAGAGCGGUUUCACACUGCGUCCGACCAGAAUCCGUCAAAAAGAAUCUAAAAAACUACAAGAGAAAGGAACUAGUGCGUAAACUACCAUACAAAUGUCUGCUCGUUUGCCUGUCACAUAAAAAAAAACAAAACAAAUAGCUCUCUACGACUACUCCUUCACGGAAUCGGAUCGGACGUAGUGCGAAACCAUUCUUAUGUGAGGUCUUGCAAACGCACGACUGACGUCCAGUUCAAAACGUAACACGGGUUGCAGACCAAGAUCUAAGCUAAGUAAGUAAUUAUUUUAAUGUCCAAGUUAGGACAAUAACUCGCGGUCCCAUUUUCCUUGGGCUCUGGUGGACACCGUCUAGUUUUAGUGGGUAGGCCUCGCCUUUAGUGGCAGGCAGCAGGCAGAGAUAGUCCCACAUAACCCACUGGCGGUCCCCAACGAACAGUGGAUAUGCGUAAAGCAUUUCCCGACUAAAAAAACCAAAAGCUCACAUACUCGUAGCUGACGCAGUUUCCCAUAGAGUUUGUGUUGUGUAGUUUUCAGUUUGCACACAACUAUAGAAAACUUCUGAACAUAGGCCUCCCCCAAUGAUUUCCACAUCGCCCGGUUGGUAGCGGCCUGCAUCCAGCGCCUUCCUGAAGUCGUCGGUCCAGUCUUGUGGAUCAGUGGACGUCUUGUGGCUGAAGUGAUGAUGAUGAUGAUGACUUCGUCAGGUAUGCGAGUUAAACUAAACUAACUUAGCUCUUGGUCUGUAACCAACAUGAAAGGCUCUCUUAAAAAGUUACUAUUGUGCCAAAUGUUGCGAUUUUUCCGUUAAAUUUUAUUUGAGUUUGUUAAACUAUUUUUAAAAAUACUCAUAGUUAAAUAUUAUUGUAAAUAAGAUUAAUAUAUUAGGAAAAUUUAUUGUUAAAAAGUAAUUGGUACUUAA